This is a messenger RNA of Penaeus vannamei (Pacific white shrimp), 4307 nucleotides long. The record is from RefSeq and is a predicted model, not a curated record. Lineage: Eukaryota; Metazoa; Arthropoda; Malacostraca; Decapoda; Penaeidae.
ACAGGUGUUUGGCCACAGAGCAGUUCUUGCAGUGACUCAGUUUUGAGGAUUUGAGUUUUGUAUUUAUUAUUGGCUUUUAUUUCAUUGUCAUAAUGUUUAACUGGUGUGUUAUGGCUACUCUUGGUUUAUGUUUCUUAUGACAUUCUUUUGAAGGUCAGGGAGAAACUGGGAACUAUAUAUUCAUGGGUUUUUAUUCUAUUAUUCUUGUUUAUAUUUUCUUUGUUUCCACUUUACCUCUUCUGUUGCAAAUAUAGCCAACUUUCCAAAAUUGGGAUGGUUUUCAGAAACCAUUUUACUCAUUAUUUUCACCUUAAUCAUGCAAGGCCUGGAGUGAGUGAGUGAAAGAGGAACAACUUACAAUAAUAGAAGGAGAAAUAAGACAUUGAUGGCUCUUGGCAUCUGAAAGAGUGUUGCUGCCAGCUGCACACCUUGGAUAUGUGCAGGUAUUACAGCAGUAGUCAAAGCUCCCUUCUUUUCUAGUGACAAGCGGAUAUUGUGCCUCCCUUUUCUGCAUCAGUUGCAAUAAGCCCUUGGAAGAAGGUUCACGUGGGAGUAUGUAAAGCCAAUGUAGCGUCAAGAGACGUAACUGUUGACCCUUUUUUGUAGUUUAGUCGUACCUGUUACCCCUUGCCCGCACAAUGUCUCGUAACGACAAAUCCAAAACCGGGAGCUUCGUAAGUAAGCUGGACAAGGUGCUCCUGGGAAGUUCAAAGAAGAAAACCAUUGGGAAGGAGAGAGGCACUCACAUCCCAAGACCCAACUCUGAUCUCGAUCUUAACGAAAUAGAGGAGGAUCAGUACAACCUCGACAACCUCAGCGAUGAACAGGUUAAAGCCAAGUUUCAGCAGAUGAUGACGGACAUGAACAUCCCAGAAGAGAGCAUGAUGCUAGCCAACACAUCUGUUGAUAAAAUGAGGCUCAUGUUGGCCAGUAACCACAAGGUGAUGGCUCAGACACAGCACAGACUAGAGACUCCGCAGGACUACAUCGAGUACCUGAAGCGUGACGACCUCAGCGUCAAGUCCAUCUUCAAGAAUCUGGAGAGCCUACAGGUGGCACUGCGGAGCAACAAGAUCCAGUGGGUGCAAGAGUUUGCGCAGAAGGGUCUCAAGUGCCUAUUAUCCAUCCUGAAUGAGUGCUACAGGAGUGCGCAAGAAGGUGGCAAUAAUAACCGUCAGUGGGACAAUGUGCAGUAUGAAGCCAUCAAGUGCCUCAAGGUUAUCUGCAACAACAUUGUGGGCAUUAAGGAGUUCUUCAGACAACCAGAAGGCUUCACCCUCCUGGCACAGUCCCUCAACCCCUCAAAGCCCAAUAUCAUGCUGGAGGUCUUGAGACUCCUCUGCAGUUUCUGCCUCCCCAUCUGGCAGCAAGAUGGGCUGGAUGGGCACAGAGAAGUCUUGGAUGCCAUCACUAUUGUGGGAGAGCUCAAGAAGCAGGAGAGGUUUACACCCAUCAUCAUGGGGCUGGGCAUGCAAGGCAAUGACCCCUUAAGGCUCAGCUGCCUUUCGCUCAUCAAUGCCAUCAUCAACUUUGUGCCCGAUGAUAACCUUGACUUCCGGAUGCACUUGAGGAAUGAGUUCAUGAGGAUGGGCCUGCAGGACCUCUUAGAGAUUCUAAUGAGCAGCGAGCAUAGUGACAUGAAGACGCAGCUGGAGGUGUUUAACAACUCGAGGAAGGAGGACUUUGAGGACUGGCAAGACCGCUUCUUCACACAUGUGGAUGAGAUGGAGGAUUUAGGACGCUGCUUUGAGAUUGUCAGGCAGCAAGUACAAGACUCCAACUGCGAGAUGCCUCUUCUGUCCAUCUUGCAGCACCUUGCCUUUAUCAGGGAUGAUGAGAAUGUCAGACCAGCCUACUUUAAAUUAAUAGAGGAGUGCAUUUCACAGAUUGUCCUACACAGAAAUGGGUGUGACCCAGAUUUCCGAGCCACAAAAAGGUUUGAGAUAAAGCUAGAUAACCUUCUAGACCAAUUCAAAGAAGAGACACGUAACAAAAAUGAAAAGCUAGCAUCAGAGUACCAGAUACAGUUAGAAGAAGCUCUUACCAAAAAUCAGAAGCUAGAGGCUGAACUGUCACUGGUCAAGAGUCGCUAUGAAGAGGCCCUGAAACACGGUGGAGAUCCAGGUAAAAAGGGUGGAUUACCAACUGUACCUGGUUUAGAGCAGAUGGUAGGUGGUGGACCUCCUCCACCUCCCAUGCCUGGAGGUGGUCCUCCACCACCUCCACCUCCACCUGGAAUGGGAGGACCACCUCCUCCACCACCACCUCCAGGUAUGGGUGGUCCUCCACCACCUCCACCUCUACCAGGGAUGGGAGGACCACCUCCUCCGCCACCGCUUCCAGGUAUGGGUGGUCCUCCCCCUCCUCCUCCGCCUCCAGGUGGUCCCCCAGGUCCCCCUCCUCCUCCAGGAAUGGGUCCACCUCCACCUCCAGGCAUGCCUGCAAUGAGACCGCCAGUAGAGUCCCUGCCAUACGGCAUGACACUAAGGAAAACAAUAAAGCCACCUGCCCAAACAAAACGGCUCCAGUGGAACAAAGUGACACCAAACAAGAUGAGCGAAAACAGUUUAUGGGUUCGUCUCAACAAGAAGGACAUCAAGGUCAAGCAGGACGUGUUGAAGGACCUCAGCGAAAGGUUUGCUGUGAAGCAGGUGAAAAAGAAGAAUGUGGAGCAAGUGGAAAAGGCCACGAAGAAGGACAAGGAGCUGCGUGUGCUGGACCAGAAGACCAACCAGAACCUGUCCAUUGCCCUCCGAGGUCAGUUCAAGCAUAUGAGUCUGGACGAUAUUCGGCUGGCCAUCCUACAAUGCGACGAGUCCAUCCUCUGUGUGGACUCCACUGGUGCACCAGACUCAUCUACACUGCAGACACUGAUCGUGGCCAUGCCAGAUCACGAGAUCAUCAAGAAGCUCACAUCACUGGAGGACCCAGAAGAAGACCUUGCAGAGGGUGAACGCUUCGUACACAGAAUAGGCAAAAUCAAGAAGCUGAUUCCACUCCUCAAAAACAUGGCCUUCAAGACAGAUUAUCCAUCCUUAGUCAAGGAAACCCGGCUGGACAUCGUGAACACCAAAGCUGCCCUGGAUGAGCUCAUCAACUCCAAGAAGUUUGAGAGGGUGUUGUCUUAUAUCCUGGAGUUCGGUAAUGUUCUGAAUGCGGGCUCCAGAAAUGCUGACACCCUAGGGUUCGACAUCAGUUUCCUGCCCAAGUUGUCAAACACAAAGAAUGCAGAUGGCCACACUUUACUGCAUUACUUGGCAGAGACAUUGAUGAAGGAGGAACCUGAAAGUGCAGACUUUGAAGAUGGCCUCUUGCAUUUCUCUGAUGCAGAAAGAGUCAACGUGGAGGCAGUUAAGGCCAAUAUCGCAAAGAUGAAGAAGGAGAUCAAGAACAUUGGCAACGAUCUGCAGAGGCACACGAAACAAGACCCAGAAGACAAGUUUAAAGAGAAGUUUGAGGAAUUCCACCGGACAGCUGAAGAGGAUGUGUCUCUUUUGGAGACCGAGUUUGACAUGAUGCAGAAGAGGUUCGUGCAGGUGUCAGACCUCUUCACCUUUGAGGUCAACAAGUACUCGCAGGAGGACUUCUUCAGGGACAUCAACGAGUUUAUUGCUUUAUAUAAACAAGCCAAAGAACAAAUUGUCAAGGAGGAGGAGAAGCGACAGAGGGACCGCGAGGCUAAGGAGCGUGCAGAACGAGAGAAGGUGGAGCGUGCAGAGAGGGACAACCGGCAACGGGCCUUACACGAUGUCACGAACGACCAGAGUAACACGGAGGUUGUGGAUCAGCUGAUGCAGCUCAUCAACACAGGCCAGGCCUUUGAUGUCAUGGGAGCAGGACGUAGGAGGCGGCCAGGCAAAACAACAGCCGAGAGAAGGGCCCAGCUGAAUCGGAGCCGGUCGCGUUCCGGUUUGGCCGCACAGUCGCCAACUAGCAACAGAGAAAUUAAACUGACGGACACCAUUGAUGUGGAUGUAGAAAACCAGCCAGCGCGGUCAUCUCGGCCUCGCACUCGGCGGCCAGGACUUCCGACAGGCCUGGAGUCACGCGAUAGGAGUUUCAACCAACAACAGAAUACCGUCAAUGGGGAUUCCUCCGAUGCCUUGCUGCAGAGACUCCGGGAAUUGUAAAGAGACAAGAGAAAGAGGAAGAAGAGUCUUGCAGGAGACACUGAGUGUCUCAGCAUUUAUAUCUGUUGAUAUUAUUCAUAAUGAUCACCAUUUAUUAUUAUUAUUAUUAUUACUAUUAUUAUUAUUAUUGGUAUUCUAAAAAUGCCUAUUGAUAUCGAUAUUAUUAUUAUUGGUAAU